AUCAUCGUUUCAUUGGCACGACAAAAGAUCCAAAGAUCCCGAUGAAAACUAUGAUUCUAUGGCUUUUUAUUGUAAGUGUACUACGAACUAAGCUUACAAAAAUUGAAAUUUCUAUUCGAUUUAUACACUCACCUUCCUGAUAGGUCAGUCACAUGAACAAAUGUAUCGUUGAACGAAGCAAAAAUGUGCGCAACACCAAACACAAGUUCGCCUUCACCAACCUAAACAGRUUAAGCCAUARGUAAAYGAAUUAGUGUGUCAAUCUUCGGUCUAAAACUGCUAAGAACGACUUAUCAMGAAAAGRAAACAAUUAUUCUUUCGCACCUGAGGUCCAAGAGAGAUAUUCUCUUCUUGCUUUUGAGUUUUUUGACCCUUUCGUGGCGCCAUACUAAAACAUAAAUAUUAAAAAUAACAAUACUGCUAAGUAACACUAUUAUUCAACGUUACUUUGACAGGUUUUAUUAGUAAAGAUGGUUUAUUUUAACGGAGAAAUAACAAAGGAUUCAAUACUAACUCUGUAAUCAGACUGAUUGCAGAUUUGAAGAGAUCGAAGAGGAAGAUCCCAUGCUGCUUUGCGAUUGUUAUGCUUCGAGUGCGCAUGUGCGKUAGAGAAAACAGCUGACAGCCUUCAACGCAUUGAAAAAAAUUUUUMAAUAAUAUUUGAAUUCAGUSAACAUUUUACUACAAAAAGGCGACUGAAUUAUGCCAGAUAAUCGAGCUAGAUACUUCAGUGCGGCUCUACAGGUACUACUACUUGGGACGUUUACAUAUUACGGCGUAAAAUGGCUUAUGGAUGCGCUGGACCCUACAAAAAAAAGUCGACUAGCAGCUCAAAAACAGGCUGAACAAUUGUUAAAGAAGAUUGGAGUUGAGGGAGUCCAGCUAAGUGAAUAUGAGUUAGCCAUUGCAGCAGACUUAGUGGAUCCUUUGUCAAUGCCUGUUGAAUGGACUCAAAUUGGUGGACUGAGAGAAACAAUAGAAGAAGUGAAGGAAACUGUUAUCCUUCCUUUCAAACAAAGAGAUAUAUUUGAAGGAUCAGCAUUGUUAUCUCCACCCAAAGGUGUCUUAUUAUAUGGACCACCGGGMUGUGGAAAAACUAUGAUUGCCAAGGCAACAGCAAAAGAAGCAGGAUGYAGAUUUCUGAAUUUACAAGUUUCUUCUUUGACUGACAAGUGGUAUGGUGAAUCCCAGAAGCUUGCUGCUGCUGUAUUCUCACUGGCAGUGAAAUUACAGCCAUGCAUUGUUUUCAUUGACGAAAUAGAUUCGUUUUUAAGAGCAAGAGAUAAGAAUGAUCAUGAGGCAACUGCAAUGAUGAAAGCACAGUUCAUGAGUCUUUGGGAUGGUCUGCUAACAGAUCGUAACUGUCAGGUGAUUGUAAUGGGUGCAACAAACAGACCUCAAGAUGUUGAUAAAGCAAUAAUGAGAAGAAUGCCGGCAUCCUUCCAUGUGGGACUGCCUGAUGAAAAGCAGAGAGAAGAAAUCUUGAGGAUAAUUCUUGGAGAAGAAAAUGUUGAUAAUGAAGUGUUUCUUAACUUAUAUGAACUAGCCUGUAUAACAAAUGGCUUUUCUGGAAGUGAUCUAAGAGAAGUCUGUAGAACAGCUGCUAUGUCAUGUGUAAGAGAUUAUUUAAGAGAACACAGUAAYGAAUCAAAUUCUUCAUUAGGUAGUGAUAUUGGUAGUUAUGCAGCAUUGCGGCCAAUUACAAUGAGCGACUUAAGCAAUGCCGCCCUACGAUAUAGCACAAGUGUUGCAAUGAAAUCAUGAGAAGAAAGAGGAAAGAUGUCUUCUGUACUCUAUUCAGGGAACUUUGUUACCUGUAUUUACAAUUUAAUUAGUGGUAUAGGAGAAUUGCUCYAAGUCUCACUUUUAAUUCUUUCUGUUACUUGGGAUUCCUGUCAAUCAAAUUCUUGGUUUCCAUGCAUUCAAUAAGAAGCAAGGUAUGACAUAGAAGAAAAAGAAGCAUUGCCUCCUUCAUUUCUCUUUCAUUCUAAAUGUCUUUCUCCUUGGAAAAGAUUGGACUAAAAUGUCAAGCAACAGAAUGAAUAAACAGCUGUGUGAGACUUAACCGUUGAAGCGAGUCUAGUUGUGUAAAAAAAAAUCCUAAAUAUUAAUAUUUAUCUAAGCAGAGAAGUACCCAAUAUAGAUAUACCAUUUGCCMCAGUUUACUGACAAAGUUACAUGAAAAGAGUAUAUAAUCUGGGAKAUCUUUGAUAAUAUUAUGGGAUUGGUUUUUCUCAGAUGAAGUCUUUUUUUGGCAAUUCGUUUAUGCAGGAUAUUUAACCAUACAGAGUAUCAAAAGAAGGCUAUUAAAGAGAAUUUUGCUAUGUACAUUGUAAUUUAACAAAAUAUAGCAAAAUAACUGAAACUAAACCAAUCUUUUUGUUUCAAAAUCAUUUUUUUUGCUAUUAUUAUUUUAUUAGAUUCUUUUACAGAGUUCCUUUUAUAUUUAAGUUUUGUAUUUCUGCUAUAUCUAUGAUAAAUAAUUUUUCUGCUUCUUUGUYCUUUUUAACAAAGAAGGAAAUUAUUUAAUGUUCAGAAAAGAAGAAAAAUAUAUAUAUUCUUUUCUAAAUCGCUUUUAGUCUGAAAUGGGAAUUAUUAAAAAAAAUUGCAUUGAAAAAAUAUAUAAUUGAAUGAUUUUUAAAAGYAAUUUAAUUUCUGUGUACAUCUUAAAAUAUAUGAUUUAAGAAACUACAGACUGUUGUCUACACUGUGCAUUUUUCAGUCUAUUAUUAUUUUGGUAGUAAUGUACAUGUCUUACAUUCCUUUGUACAGUUACAWGUCGCAUAUGGCAUGUUUAUUCAAUUCACUGUUUGUAAGCUGGAGUACAAAGUGUACAAUAUAAAUACCUCUGAAUUGCUAAAUAAUUAGCCUGAUUAGAAGCGACAUGACCCAGAGGAGACGUUUGAUAUUCAGGCUACUAAAUAAUGCGAAAUAGUUUAAAGUGUUGUACACAUUUAGUGUUUGUAUUCUACAUGUAUAUAUAUAUACUUAAAACGUUAAAAAGAUAAAGGGCUUUUAACUGUUAUUUUGUUAAUAAUCGUAAUUCUUCUAAGAAAUUUUACUGAUGCUAAAAUGUCACACUGACAAUAUAACAUAACUUUUCAUUCAAGAGUAAUUCAGUUACCUAGAUUGACAGCCCUGAAUUUAUGAGAAAAAUUUAAAAAUAUAGAAAUACAUCAUAAAUUUGUUGAAAUAAUGUUAGUUGAACAUAUGAUAAUAAGAAAAUAUUGUAUUUGCAAUAAUUAURUCAGUUGUAGCCAAGCCAACAUGAACUUUUUWUGGCUUUAAUGGUYAAACAUGCAAUACAGAAAUGUAAGAACUAAUUUCUGAAAUUUUGAAGGGGCUGAUACUAUUGUGAUAUGUAACAUAGCUGACAUUGAUGAAUUCAUUGUGCCAUUAAAUAACAGUAAGCAAUAUGCAAAAUAAAUAUUUAAACUCA
This is a messenger RNA of Exaiptasia diaphana, 3439 nucleotides long. RefSeq names its product ATPase family AAA domain-containing protein 1. Gene Ontology annotation, molecular function: ATP binding; ATP hydrolysis activity. The record is from RefSeq and is a predicted model, not a curated record. Lineage: Eukaryota; Metazoa; Cnidaria; Anthozoa; Actiniaria; Aiptasiidae. Gene Ontology annotation, cellular component: mitochondrial outer membrane. The transcript is spliced from 13 exons. The coding region runs from base 703 to 1764 and encodes 353 amino acids.